Mycotypha africana is the source of this 1297-nucleotide messenger RNA. RefSeq names its product ribosomal RNA assembly protein mis3. The transcript has 6 exons. Gene Ontology annotation, molecular function: RNA binding. Gene Ontology annotation, cellular component: nucleolus; small-subunit processome. Bases 66 to 977 code for a protein of 303 amino acids. NCBI's taxonomy places the organism in Eukaryota, Fungi, Mucoromycota, Mucoromycetes, Mucorales, Mycotyphaceae. The record is from RefSeq and is a predicted model, not a curated record.
AUUCUUUCUUUUUUUUUCCCUACUCUGAGGAAUAUCUAUUUAAACUUUUUAUACAAUUUGCAACAAUGUCUGAAGAGACCAAGACAAAAAAUAAUAAGCGUUCGUUAACAGAAAGCUCAGAAGAACAAUCAGAAACAAAGAAUAAUAAACGUUUCAGAAAGGAUAAACCUUGGGAUACAGAUGACAUCGAUCACUGGAAGAUUGACGAAUUCAAACCUGACGACUCAUCAGGCCCAUUUUUAGAAGAAUCUUCUUUUGCCACUCUUUUCCCUAAAUACAGAGAAGCUUAUUUAAGAGAAUCGUGGCCCCUUAUUACAACAGCACUUGGAAAAUAUGGUAUUGCUUGUGUGCUGGAUUUGGUGGAAGGUAGCAUGACAGUAAAGACAACAAGAAAAACAUACGACCCCUAUGCUAUUUUAAAAGCGAGAGAUAUGAUUAAAUUAUUAGCCAGAAGUGUCCCUUUUCCACAAGCUAUCAAAAUCAUGGAUGAUGGUAUUGCUUGUGAUAUUAUAAAGAUUGGUAAUAUUACAAGAAAUAAAGAACGAUUCGUCAAACGUAGACAAAGACUUAUUGGACCCAAUGGUUCUACGUUGAAGGCGAUUGAAUUAUUGACAAAAUGUUACAUGAUGGUUCAAGGUAAUACAGUGUCCGCUAUGGGACCCUAUAAAGGACUCAAAGAAUUACGUCGUAUCGUUUUGGAUUGUAUGAAGAAUAUUCAUCCCAUUUACCAUAUCAAAGAACUCAUGAUUAAGCGUGAACUCGCCAAAGAUCCUAAAUUGCAGUCAGAAUCCUGGGACCGAUUCUUACCUCAAUUCCAAAAGAGAAACGUCAAACACAAGAAGAAGGUUGUGGAACAAAAGCCCAAGAAAGAAUACACACCAUUCCCUCCUGCACCACCCAAGUCAAAGAUCGAUUUACAAUUGGAAAGUGGCGAGUAUUUCUUGAAGCAAAACCAAAAGAAAAAGGAAAAGCAAUAAAUCAUCAGUCACCAUUGAUAAGAUUACCCUCUCUCUCUUUCUCUCUAUUUCUUUUGUUAUCGUUUUUGCCAUUUUCAUACGAGUAAAAAAGAUGCUAUUCUUUGUUUGCAAAUAACAUGAGGUUGCGUUGGUGUUGGUGAAGGGUUUCCAUUGGAUCUGACAAAGUGGUAUCCAACCGUCUUUCCCAAUGAAUGUGGCAGACGGAUCUCAGGAACAGCCAGAAACAAAAAUGUUUUAUUUUUAAAUUCGCGCCGUUUUGCAUGAAAGCUGUCACAUUGAAUUGACAGUAAAACUUGAGUUUAUGAGAGCUGCACAUGACG